AUGAAAAAAAAAGGAAAAAGCAAUGAUGAUAAAAAAUUAAUUUUAUUUGAUAUUAUGCUUCAGAGUGAAUCUUUUUUCAUUUUGAAGGAAUUAGAAGUUUUAGCUCAGAAAAGAGGAGUUCGUUCUAUUUUUGUUAAGGAUUUACUUCAACAGCUAGUUGAUGAUAAUAAAGUUAAGUCUGAAAAAGUGGGAUUACAAAACGUUUUCUGGGUACUAAAAACUGAAGAAUCUUCAAAUUUAGAGAAUAAAUAUCAAAAGUUGAAAGAAAAAAAAGAAGAGUAUGAAGAAAUUAUAAAAACAGAAAAAGAUGGAUAUGAUCAAUUAGUUAAUACUUUAAAAUUUUCUGAAGAGGAAUUAAAGAAUAAAAUAGAAGAAGUUAACGAACUGAUACAUAUAUUGGAUAGAAAAAAAAUAGAAUUAGAAAAGUUAAAAAAAACAGAUAUAAAAGAAAUAGAAAAAAUGCAAAUUCAAAAUAAGUGUGCUGUUGAAUCAAUACAUAGGUGGAAUAACAAUAUUUUUAUAGUAAAGCAGUGGAUUCAAAAUAGAACUGAUAAACCAGGAGAAAUAGUUGAUAGAUUACUAGGAAUUAAAGAUAUAUUUCAUAAUUGGAAUUCAUAG
Molecule: messenger RNA, 618 nt
Organism: Plasmodium relictum
Lineage: Eukaryota; Apicomplexa; Aconoidasida; Haemosporida; Plasmodiidae
Gene: MND1
Product: meiotic nuclear division protein 1, putative
Exons: 7
Coding region: 1-618 (205 amino acids)
Biological process (GO): reciprocal meiotic recombination
Molecular function (GO): double-stranded DNA binding
Source: RefSeq, a predicted model, not a curated record